Messenger RNA from Amoebophrya sp. A120, 2511 nucleotides. NCBI's taxonomy places the organism in Eukaryota, Dinophyceae, Syndiniales, Amoebophryaceae. The record is from the annotation of a GenBank genome assembly.
CAUGAUCAAAUUAUUGCCUAUCCUUGCAACAACUUUAAUUUCAAUUUCUCCAGGACGUGCAUUACUUUUCUCUAGCUGCAGCUGUGGGUUGUUGUGUUUCACAUCCGACUGAAUUCUAAUUGUCUACGACAAAACUCUUGUUCUAUAAUCAUCUUCAAAAACUGCUAUUUGCAUCACCAUAAUCAUCAUCAAAAACCGCUCCAAAAUGGCCACCGCUUUCGACCACAUCUUCGGGUGCGAGCGCGCCUGCACCGUGAAGGACGUGAAGGCCCAGAAGUUCAUCACUGCUUUGGCGAAGCAUAUGGGAGUGUCAGGAUUGAAAUCGAUAAAGUUGAAGCGAUUUCAUUUGUGAUGCAUAAAAUCGAUACCAGUUGGAGGCCCAAUUUUCAAGCGGUGCAUGACAAACUUCGGCACCGUCUAAAUCCAGUCUGUAAUGCUGCUUGGGGACAGAAGGCGUCUUUUGUUAUGCUACUUUAGCAGCUCUAUCGCAGACCCCAAACAGGCUGACAGUCGGCCUCACUUUCCAUCCUGGCAAGAGAGGCACUUCGUGCCUUGCAAUAUUGGCAUGAGAAAUUAUUUCAACUUUGUCGAUUUCGAUUCUAACACUUCCAUAAAGCACAUGAAGCGCCAGGGUAAGUUCGAGCUGCCGCCGUGGGCCGACGUGGUGAAGACCGGCGUGUUAUCAAAACGAAAAAUCCCCCCUCCCCAUAUCAAAACGGAAACUUCUGAUGCUGGAUUUGUGUACACAAAAUCAGCUUUGUAUUGCAGAGAGGCACUGCGGCCAGAUCCCCAGGCUAGGUGGGGGCGCUCAGGUCUAGUCGUUCAGCAUUGCAAACGGCUACCCUCUAGGACCAGCAGCAUGCCAAAUCGCUUCCACAAUUGGGCGGAUGCCUCUGCGCUUGUCUUCUUGCAAGACAAACCUGAUUUGUGGCCACAAAUUAGCAACGCAAAUUUCCGGAAACAUACCUUUUCAAUAUGGGGAGGGGGGAUUUUUCAUUUUCAUACGUGUCUCGCGAGCUGCCGCCCAUGGACCAGGACUGGCUGUACAUCCGUGCGGCCUCCAUCGCGCGUCACAUCUACAACCGUGGCGGCUCCGGCGUCGGUGCCUUCCGGAAGGUGUACGGUGGCCAGCAGCGCCGCGGCACCUGCACCAGUCACUUCCGGAAGUCCUCCGGGAAGAUUAUCCGCUACUGCAUGCAGCAGCUGGAAGAGAUCGGGAUCAUCGAAAUCGACGAGAAGACCGGCGGCCGCAAGAUCACGCCGGAGGGGCAGCGUGAAAUGGACACCGUCGCGGUGCAGGCUUUGGAGGAAGAGGAUGAGGACGAGGACGACGAGUAAUUUGUCAUGCUAGAAAAUGCAUUACAAACGAAACUUACACACCGCAGCAAUAAUGGAGAAAGAAAUAGCAUGACAAGAUAGCGGUCUUCUCUUAUUUGGAAGUAGAGUGAGCUUUUUACUCGCUUUAUUUCCGAAUUUCCCGCUUAUCUUGCGAGUUUCAACACACAGAAGAUUCGUCACUAUGAGUAGGAAGACUACAAAAACUGCAACUACAGCAAAAUGCUCUUACAACGAGAAAAUUUUAUGUUUCACGUUCACCUGUAGGUCGUACACAAUUUCUGUAGUGCUGCGGAGCUUCGUCUGAUAAACGACGCUGCGCAGUAAUUAUUCGAAGUUGUAUAUCCUGCAGUGAAAAACGAGAAGAUGAACUCUGCGUCUCACAAAACAAUGUAUAUGUUGUAAUUCAGAAGGAGAAGAUAGAUUUUCGGGUACUAGUUAUGCUUUGCUCCGAGAGCUUAAGGACUGCUGGUACUUGUGCUCGCAGCCACUGUCCUCGUUGUACCAGGACGACGCAUCAUGGGGUGUGUGUACUUCUCGACCUGGAAGUUUGUCUUCUCUAUGCAAAAAACUACACCACUACCACUUCGAGAACAAACUAUACAGCCUGUACGGAAGAUUGAAAAUAAUUUCAUAAAACCUGCAUCACUGCUACGACAAAAGAACCGAGAGGAAAGAACCACAUUAAAAAGCGGCACGAGAAAAAAUGUAGUAGUUUUAUGAAAAUAUAACAAAUCUGUACCUCAGCAGCUAAAAAACAAUGAUAUAAAAAAGAUGACAUCAAUGCAUCAAGAGUCUGGUCGUGAACUAUAAGGGUACGACGCAAUGUUUAGUUACCUUUAUUAGAGAACCGAAGCUGAAGCAUGAGGAUCUUCGCUAGAAGGGGGGAUCAAUCCAUGAUCUUGAAAGUUUUAUUCGGUGAUGCACUUAAGACUUUAAGAUAACAAAGCAGUUGCCCAGCGGGGACGCUGCAUUGCCGGCUCUGAUACGACCACAGUAGACUGCACUGCAGCAUUUCGCAUCAUCAGGGAUAUUAAAAAUAAAUCGACAGGGAAUGUGUACUAUCUCCCCUUCGAAGAAGUAAGAACUAUGCUUUCUGCGAAUGCGAAAGAAGACCAGCUCUUGAAUAUUGUGGAACACCUCAUCUGCUGCCUCCUUUCACCCGAAGAAAAUUGC